ACGCGCGGCGCGGAGGCGGCCGCCGGGCGGAGGUACGGGCGCCCGGCUCCUGGCUCGGCAGAGGGGCCCCGGCAGGCAGCGAGGCCGGCUGGCGGUGGCGCCUCGCGCCCCGCGCCCCGCGCCCCGCGCCCUUCCCGCCAGGUCUGCCAUGCAGGGUCCCGCUGGGAAUGCGAGCCGCGGCCUGCCGGGUGGGCCGCCCUCCACAGUCGCGUCCGGGGCGGGCCGCUGCGAAAGCGGAGCGCUCAUGCACAGUUUCGGCAUCUUCCUGCAGGGGCUGCUCGGCGUCGUGGCCUUCAGCACGUUAAUGCUUAAACGCUUCAGAGAACCAAAGCAUGAAAGACGUCCAUGGAGGAUAUGGUUUUUAGACACUUCCAAACAAGCCAUAGGAAUGCUGUUCAUCCACUUUGCAAAUGUAUACCUAGCAGAUCUCACUGAAGAGGACCCUUGUUCACUGUACCUCAUCAACUUCCUCCUGGAUGCCACUGUGGGCAUGCUGCUCAUCUAUGUGGGGGUGCGUGCCGUCAGUGUCCUAGUGGAAUGGCAGCAGUGGGAGUCCCUGCGCUUUGGCGAAUAUGGAGACCCUCUGCAGUGUGGAGCCUGGGUCGGGCAGUGUGCUCUUUACAUCGUGAUCAUGAUUUUUGAAAAGUCUGUCGUCUUCAUCGUCCUUCUAAUACUUCAGUGGAAAAAGGUGGCCCUCCUGAAUCCCAUUGAAAACCCAGACUUGAAACUGGCCAUCGUCAUGCUGAUCGUGCCCUUCUUUGUCAACGCUUUCAUGUUUUGGGUAGUGGACAAUUUCCUCAUGAGAAAGGGGAAGACGAAAGCUAAACUAGAAGAAAGGGGAGCCAACCAGGACUCAAGGAACGGAAGCAAGGUCCGUUACCGGAGAGCUGCAUCUCACGAGGAGUCUGAAUCUGAGAUCCUGAUCUCAGCUGACGACGAGAUGGAGGAGUCCGACAUGGAGGAGGACCUCCGCAGACUAACCCCCCUCAAGCCCAUGAAGAAAAAGAAGCACCGCUUCGGGCUGCCUGUAUGACACAUUCCCAUGCUGGGGGUGAUGGGCUGGGCCCAGCUGGCCACCGGGGUACAGAGGUCACCCCGCAGCAUCGUUCCUUCCCUCCUUUCUCUGCCCUUCCUCUUCUACCUCUACUCCUCUUGCUGUCUUUGCCCGCUCUCUACCCACUCCCAGACUACUGUGACUUAAAGAGGGAAGAGGAACCAGCGCCCAAGGGGUCUGCAGGUGGCUGGAGGUCCCCACUAAGUUGCACUACAAACACUGACCAAAUAUGCAAGGAAGGAGUUUUGUUUGUUUUGUCCUGAGCAGGUUGUGAGGGACCUGAGGCCCCUGCCCUGUGUCUGACUGGGUGGCAGGUGGAAGAAAACACAGGCACACAUAGAGUGCAGGUGGCUCCUCUCACCGAGGCUGCGAGGAGUGUGAAUUUGGGGCUGAAAGUCACUCACUGACCAAGUUGGAACUGAAUGCUUUCUUAUUCGAAAUGGCUUUUGUAACUAUUGAUUUCUGAAGCCAGUUUUAUGAGCUGUGACAGUGUUACUGGUUUUUGAGUAUGUGUUUAUUUCCUACAAAGUACCUGUGGGACUAAUGGGCAAAACAGAGAUUUUUAAGUCUUCCGUA
Molecule: messenger RNA, 1630 nt
Organism: Carlito syrichta (Philippine tarsier)
Lineage: Eukaryota; Metazoa; Chordata; Mammalia; Primates; Tarsiidae
Product: store-operated calcium entry regulator STIMATE
Exons: 8
Coding region: 149-1033 (294 amino acids)
Biological process (GO): activation of store-operated calcium channel activity
Cellular component (GO): membrane; cortical endoplasmic reticulum
Molecular function (GO): calcium channel regulator activity
Source: RefSeq, a predicted model, not a curated record